GGAAAAUGAGAGAGAGGUUCCUCCCGUUACAGGUUUACAGCACAGGAUUGGGUGUGGGGGCGGGGCCCAACCCCCAUCACCCCGCCACCGAAUCAUUCUAUUCCCAUGUUUGCACUUCACGCCCUCCUUCUACCAUCAUAUUUUCUUGUAGGUCCUCCUUUACCUUUCCUACUCCUCUUUUUACUACUACUACUAUUAUUUAUUAUUCAUAUAUUGUCUCAUUACUUUACUGCACUCUGUGUGCAGCUCUACUCUGGAAGAUGAACGUGAUUAAUGGGAUUGGGCGGGAUUAAGGUGGAGGUUAAUGAAGGGUAGUAAUAAUGAGGUUGUGCGCUCUAAUCUCGGCACUGAAUUCCAUUUCCUCCAUUAUGGCUUUUGCCUUUACCUUUACCUUUACCUUUGCCUUUGCCUUUGCCUUUGCCUUUGCCUUUGCCUUUUCCAAUAACCCAACAAUUCCAAGUCCAAGGUCCAACUCCUAUUUGUAUUUUACCUUUUUCCUUUUCUACAUUCUCUCUCCUUUUGCUUUCCUUUUACAGUUCACAUAUUCAAUAAUAUCGCAUCUAACCUUUCUCCACUCUCCCUCCUUCCUUUCACUCUUUGCUUCCCUAAAUCCCAACUGGAUUGUGGUGUGGAUUCGCAUCCUCUCUCCGCUCCGCUCUGCUCUGCUCUGCCCCUUCCAUCAGAGCAGAUUCCCUUCUUUCCCUCUCUCUCCUACCAUGGCGAAAGACCGAGAAAGGAGGAUGUAUGUCGGAGUUAUUUUUAACUAUGCUGCAGAGCUCAAGCUUUUUCUUUCCGCUCUCCUCCUCCUCUGUGCUCUCGCUACUAUCCUCCAGUUCCUUCCGUCUCGUUUCACCCUCUCCAUCUCCGAUCUCCGCUCCUGCUCCACCACCCAAGAUUCCCCUUCUUCUUCUUCUUCUUCUUCUCUAUCGGCAACACUCCAUUCUUCCAUACCCCUUCCCAGCCCCCACCCCUCCACCUCCCUCCCCACAGAUCAGCUUCUUCCCAAUGGCAUUCUCAGGCGCGUUUUUCGUCCUUACGGUGCCGCCGCGUAUAACUUCAUCACCAUGGGUGCUUACAGAGGCGGAGUCGACAACUUCGCCGUCGUCGGUUUAGCCUCCAAGCCUCUUCACGUAUUUGGACAUCCCACAUACCAAUGCCAGUGGAUUCCUCUCCUCCACCCCUCCAAUCCCAUCAACGCCUCCGCCUUCAAGAUCCUUCCCGAUUGGGGCUAUGGUCGUGUUUACACUGUCGUCGUCGUCAAUUGUACUUUCUCUCACCCUGUUAAUGCUGACAACCAGGGUGGAAAAUUGCUCCUCUAUGCCUCCACUUCCGGCGGCGGCGACCGCAACUUCAACCUCACCGACACCAUUGAGGUGUUGACAGAAAGUCCCGGAGGAAUGAACGCUUCCCUUUUCACAUCCAGCCCUAAAUACGACUAUCUCUACUGUGGCUCGUCUCUGUAUGGGAACUUGAGCCCCCAGAGGGUGAGAGAGUGGCUGGCCUACCAUAUCAGGCUGUUCGGGAUCAGAUCCCACUUCGUAAUACACGAUGCAGGUGGGGUUCACGAGGAAGUGCUCCAGGUUUUGAAGCCAUGGAUGGAAUUGGGUUAUGUGACGUUGCAGGACAUCAGGGAGGAGGAGAGGUUCGAUGGAUACUACCACAACCAAUUCAUGGUGGUGAAUGAUUGUUUGCAUCGCUACAAGUUUAUGGCCAAGUGGAUGUUCUUCUUCGACAUUGACGAGUUCAUCUACGUGCCGCCCAAAAGCACCAUAAAAUCAGUUCUAGAUUCGCUUUCAGACUACGCCCAGUUUACAAUUGAGCAGAUGCCCAUGAACAGCAAGACGUGUCUCACGGAAGAUGCAGGGAGAACCUACAGGAAAUGGGGGUUUGAAAAGCUUGUAUACAAGGACGUGAAAAGGGGAAUAAGGAGGGACCGAAAGUACGCAGUACAGCCGCGGAGGGUGUUUGCGACGGGGGUGCACAUGUCGGAGAAUGUAGCUGGGAAGACCACACACAAGACGGAGGGCAAAAUCAAAUACUUCCACUACCAUGGCACCAUUGCCCACCGAAGGGAGCCCUGCCGCUCCCUUUCCAAUCUAACCCAACUCACUCUCGACGACACCCCCUUUCUUCUGGAUACCACCAUGCGUCUCGUCGCUCCUGCCGUCAAGAGGUUCGAGCUCAAAAUGAUCGGUUCCAGGUUACAGGCCACGCGCCAGUGAUCAACCACAACCAUUCAUUCUCAUUUCUCCUAAUUUCCGCUCUGCUUCCUUUCUCUUCGUCUGUGAUCAACCGGUUCCAGGUUCCAGGUUGCAGGUUGGAGCUCGAAAUGAUCGGUUCCAGGUUACAGCUCACUCCGACUGUAUAUUAUAUAUAAAUUCAUAUAUAAUUUGGGGGCACCAGUAGAAGAGGGGGGAUUGGGUUUAUUCUUAUUUGUUACCCACUUGUUGUAAUUAUUUUUCUACACUUUUUUUGUGCUUAUAUUACAUUUUUACAUCACAAAUAAAACACAGUUUAUUAUUAUUAUA
Messenger RNA from Cucurbita maxima (winter squash), 2528 nucleotides. Its product is annotated as galactan beta-1,4-galactosyltransferase GALS3-like. The record is from RefSeq and is a predicted model, not a curated record. NCBI's taxonomy places the organism in Eukaryota, Viridiplantae, Streptophyta, Magnoliopsida, Cucurbitales, Cucurbitaceae. The coding region runs from base 321 to 2222 and encodes 633 amino acids. The transcript has 2 exons.